This is a messenger RNA of Owenia fusiformis, 896 nucleotides long. The record is from the annotation of a GenBank genome assembly. Lineage: Eukaryota; Metazoa; Annelida; Polychaeta; Sabellida; Oweniidae.
AAUAAACAGGUCUGGGGGUGCUUGAUAUGCCAGAUUUCUUGAAAUCCUGCUUCAAAUAUGCCUUACUGAAAUCAAUAUUUUGAAGUACACAUGCGGUAAAGGAUGCAUGCAGACACAAAAUGGAUACAAGUGAUCAUAGCAGUUAUCAUCAAAAGGCUUUAGAAAAGAUAUGUAGACUAUGUGGAGAAAAGACAACAGUAUAUAGAAAAAAAUACAAGCCAUUGUCAAUUACAAAAGUACAAGAAUCAAUUCAAAAAGCAAUUCCCGGAUUGAAAUUUGAUAAUGACAAUCCAUUGUACCAUCCUGCAAACAUAUGCCAGAAGUGUUACAAUUGUGCUAAACAUUAUCAGUAUAAGGAUGUAUUUAAUUCAAAUUUGAAGGACAAAAUCACCAACAUAAAUGAAAAAUGGAUAUAUCCCAAAGAAGCCACAAGAGAAAAGUGUGCAAUAUGUAUAAAUUAUAGUGACAAUAAAUGUCUCAAGCCGAACAAAAGAAAAUAUUCAGAAAUUGCAUUGGAUACAUCGGAAAUUAGCUUUAAUGAAAAUGACAUUUCUGAUCAACACAGAAGCACCCCUAAAAAACAGAAAACACCCAAUAAGCCCACUAAUAGGAGUAUUGACCUGGGUAUGACACCUGGACGUGGCCGUGAUCAAAGUAUCAGGGAGUUAUUCAAGAAACCUAUUAAUGAAAGAUUAUCUGUACUUGAAGAACAGCUAUUGACAUUCCUUGUGAAAAGAAAAUUAAAAGCCCAUAAUGACCCUGAAGAGCUCAUUGUAAACAACAAAAGAGGAAAGGUAAUUAUCUUAUUGUGAUAUUCACUUAAUCCCCAUUGAGAUAGUACUUGUAAUUAUCUAUGCUUAAUUGCCGCAUCAACCCCUUACAAGGUAUUUUCUUUA